AAUACAUGUAGUAACUAUACGCAAAUGUACGUAAGCAUACAGACAAUAGAUACACAUGUAUAAUGUUUAUCUAAUUUUUUUUGUUUACUCUAUAAAAACAAACAAAAAAUACUUUUGACUUAAUGUUCUUAUUAUAAAUAAUUCACAAAAAUGAUUGAACAGACUUGUGCUCUUUUUGCCGGUAGAGUAAUUUUAGCAAGCAGUUCCCCAAGACGUCAGGAAAUUAUCAAAAAACUGGGCUUUAACGUAGAAAUAGUACCUUCUCAAUACAAUGAAAACCUAGAAAGAUCUAAAUAUAAUAAUCAUGGAGAUUAUAUUAAAGAUUUAGCAAAACUUAAAGUUUUAGAUGUGUAUGAAAGAUUAAAAAAUGAUAAAAUAUCUCCCAAAUUGAUUAUUGGUGCAGACACUCUUGUAUGUCUUGAUAAUGUAAUUUUUGGAAAACCAAAGGAUAAAAAUGAUGCUUUUAGAAUGUUAUCUUGCUUAAAUAAUAAAGUACACACUGUAUUCACAGGUGUUUGCUUAAAAACACCUACAAAAGAAGUUACAUUUUAUGAAACAACUGAUGUCAAGUUUGGAAAUCUUACGGAAAAUCAAAUUAAUGCAUACAUCAAAACUGGAGAACCACUUGACAAAGCUGGAGGGUAUGGAAUUCAAGGAGUUGGUGGUUGCUUAGUUGAAAAAAUAAAUGGUGACUAUUACACCGUAAUGGGGUUGCCAUUAUACUCAGUAAUAAAACAUUUAAAUAACUUAUCCGAUGAUUAAUAAGAAAGAUUCAUUGCGUCAACAUGGAGAUGAACUAGCCGAAGUACUUGUUUCAGCUGUUUUCGUCACUGAAGAAGAAGGUAAAGAAUUUGAUUUAUUCAGUCUCUGCUUGGCAACCAUAAACUGUUCCAUUAACUCGUGAUGAGCUUCUAAUCUUUCUAUACAAUGAAGACAUGCAGUUUUCGGCAGCUGAUCAUUUAUAUUCACCUGUGUAAAUAAAUUUGUUCUCAUUAUUUAUAUAAUUCAAUACUAUUAAUAUUAAAAAUAA
This is a messenger RNA of Leptopilina heterotoma, 1030 nucleotides long. Its product is annotated as dTTP/UTP pyrophosphatase. The record is from RefSeq and is a predicted model, not a curated record. The coding region runs from base 151 to 762 and encodes 203 amino acids. The transcript is spliced from 5 exons. Gene Ontology annotation, molecular function: nucleoside triphosphate diphosphatase activity. Lineage: Eukaryota; Metazoa; Arthropoda; Insecta; Hymenoptera; Figitidae.